This is a messenger RNA of Lagenorhynchus albirostris (white-beaked dolphin), 5263 nucleotides long. Its product is annotated as ral guanine nucleotide dissociation stimulator. Gene Ontology annotation, molecular function: guanyl-nucleotide exchange factor activity. Lineage: Eukaryota; Metazoa; Chordata; Mammalia; Artiodactyla; Delphinidae. The coding region runs from base 21 to 2549 and encodes 842 amino acids. The transcript is spliced from 18 exons. Gene Ontology annotation, cellular component: plasma membrane. The record is from RefSeq and is a predicted model, not a curated record. Gene Ontology annotation, biological process: Ras protein signal transduction; positive regulation of GTPase activity.
CGCGCCGCUGCGAGCCGCCCAUGGUGCAGCGCAUGUGGGCCGAGGCGGCCGGGCCUGCGGGCGGCGCCGAGCCGCUGUUUCCGGGCUCCCGGCGGAGCCGCAGCGUGUGGGACGCCGUGCGCCUGGAGGUGGGCGGCCCCGACAGCUGCCCGGUGGUGCUGCACAGUUUCACACAGCUCGACCCCGACCUGCCGCGCCUGGAGAGCUCCACGCAGGAGAUUGGCGAGGAGCUGGUCAACGGCGUCAUCUACUCCAUCUCCCUGCGCAAGGUUCAGGUGCACCACGGCGCCAACAAGGGCCAGCGCUGGCUCGGGUAUGAAAAUGACUCGGCCCUGAACCUGUAUGAGACCUGCAAGGUGCGGACCGUGAAGGCAGGCACGCUGGAGAAGCUGGUGGAGCACCUGGUGCCCGCCUUCCAGGGCAGCGACCUCUCCUAUGUCACCAUCUUCCUGUGCACCUACCGAGCCUUCACCACGACCCAGCGGGUCCUGGACCUGCUGUUCCAAAGCAGGUACGGUAGAUGUGACGCCCUCACGGCCUCCUCUAGAUACGGGUGCAUCCUCCCUUAUUCCAGCGAGGACGGCGGACCUCAGGACCAACUGAAAAAUGCCGUCUCCUCCAUCCUGGGCACCUGGCUGGACCAGUACUCCGAGGACUUCUGUCAGCCCCCGGACUUCCCAUGCCUCAAGCAGCUGGUGGCCUACGUGCAGCUCAACAUGCCCGGCUCCGACCUGGAGCGCCGCGCCCACCUUCUCCUGGCCCAGCUGGAGCGCACAGAGCUCACCAAGGCAGAGCCGGAGGCUCUGGCUCCAGCUCUGAAGCCGACUGCAGCCCUCGAGCCAGUGCCGGCUCCAGCUCUAGCGCCCAGGCCGGUGCCAGGUCCAGACCUCGAGCCAGCUCUGGCAGCAGCACCAGCUCCAGCCCCAGAGCCUUCCUGGCCUUUGCCCGUGGCUGCAGAGAACGGGCUGGGUGAGGAGAAGCCUCACCUCCUGGCGUUCCCGCCCGACCUGGUGGCAGAGCAGUUCACGCUGAUGGACGCGGAGCUGUUCAAGAAGGUGGUGCCCUACCACUGCCUGGGCUCCAUCUGGUCCCAGCGGGACAAGAGGGGCAAGGAACACCUGGCUCCCACCGUCCGUGCCACCGUCGCCCAGUUCAACAGUGUGGCCAACUGCGUCAUCACCACCUGCCUCGGGGACCGAAGCGUGACGGCCCGCGCCAGGGCCCGGGUGUUGGAGCACUGGAUCGAGGUGGCCCGGGAGUGCCGGGUCCUCAAGAACUUUUCGUCCCUCUACGCCAUCCUCUCUGCUCUGCAGAGCAACUCCAUCCACCGGCUGAAGAAGACGUGGGAAGAGGUUUCCAGGGACAGCCUCCGCAUCUUUCAGAAGCUGUCAGAGAUUUUCUCAGAUGAGAACAACUACUCCCUAAGCAGAGAGCUGCUCAUCAAGGAGGGGACCUCCAAGUUUGCCACCCUGGAGAUGAACCCCAAGAGAGCCCAGAGGCGGCCGAAGGAGGUGUUGUCACAGGGUGUCAUCCAGGGCACCGUCCCCUACCUGGGCACGUUCCUCACAGACCUGGUGAUGCUGGACACUGCAAUGAAGGACUAUCUGUAUGGGAGACUGAUCAACUUCGAGAAGAGGAGGAAGGAGUUCGAAGUGAUCGCCCAGAUCAAGCUGCUGCAGUCGGCCUGCAACAAUUACAGCAUCGCCGCCGAAGAGCACUUCGGAGCCUGGUUCCGGGCUAUGGAGCGGCUCAGCGAGGCUGACAGCUACUCCUUGUCGUGUGAGCUGGAGCCCCCUUCCGAGUCGGCCAGCAACACCCUCAAGGUCAAGAAGAACACGGCCAUCGUCAAGCGCUGGAGCGACCGCCAGGCCCCCAGCACGGAGCUCAGUACCGGCAGCAGCCGCCACUCCAAGUCCUGUGACCAGCUCAGGUGCGGCCCCUACCUCAGCAGCGGGGACAUCGCCGACGCACUGAGUGUCCACUCGGCCGGCUCCUCCAGCUCCGAUGUGGAGGAGACCACCAUGAGCUUUGUCCCAGAGUCCCCUGACGGCCAGGAGAAGAAGUUCUGGGAGUGCACCUCCCAGUCGUCCCCGGAGACCUCCGGCAUCAGCUCGGCCUCCAGCAGCACCUCGUCCUCCUCAGCCUCCACCACGCCCGUGGCCGCCACGCGCACCCACAAGCGCUCCGUGUCAGGGGUCUGCAGCUACAGCUCCUCUCUGCCCCUCUACAACCAGCAGGUGGGCGACUGCUGCAUCAUCCGGGUGAGCCUGGACGUGGACAACGGCAACAUGUACAAGAGCAUCCUGGUGACCAGCCAGGACAAGGCUCCAGCUGUCAUCCGCAAAGCCAUGGACAAACACAACCUGGAUGAGGAUGAGCCAGAAGACUACGAGCUGGUGCAGGUUAUUUCGGACGAUCGAAAAAAUGGUGGAGUAAAGAUCAGUCUCUCCAUGGAAACAACAAUGAAGCUGGGGGGAAAAAAACUAUCAGAAUCAACAAUUUUGGGACUCUGGAACCUCAUCAGACACAACAACCAGGAGAGUGCUUGAUGAAGGGUGACGGCUGCUGAACUUCAGCUGUUAAGGAAAUCUCUGUCAGGUCACACACUGACCCCCUGAGACAAUGGGGCAGAAGCUGCAGUGACUACACAACAAGGAAUAUAGGCCUUGCAAAAACAGUUUGGGAAAGUCACUACAGAAACGGAAGACGGCAGCCCUCAAGCCACAGAAGCGAUCCCUGAGGAGGGGGAGAAUCUGAUUUCCAGAGUUACGAUAUUAUAAUUCUCAAUAUCCAGGUCUCAACAAAUCACAAAGCGUAUCAAGAAACAGAAAAAUAGGGCUUGUUCACAGGAAAAAAAAAAAAAAGAAUUGGACAGAAACCAUCCCUGAGGAGGCUCAGACAUUAAAAUUACGAGUCAGAGACACUAAGUCAACUGUCUUGAAUAUGUUCGGCGAGCGAAAAGGAGCCACAGACAAAAAAACUAAAGGAAAUCAAGAGAACAAUGUAAGAACAUAUAGGGAAUUUAGUAAAGAGAUAGAAAUUAUAAAAAUAAACCAAGUGGAAAUUCUGGAUCUGAAAAGUACAAUAACUGAAAUGAAGAACUCACUGGAGGGGUUCAGUGGCAGAUCUGAGCAGUCAGAAGAAAGAAUCCGUGAACUAAGGCAGUUGACAUUAUUCUGCCUGAGGAGCUGAAAGGAAAAAGAAUGAAGAAGAUUGAACAGACCCAGAGGGACUGUGGGGACACCAUCCAAUGUAACUGCAUAUGCAUAAAGAGAGUCCCAGAAGGAGAGAGAUUAUUUGAAGAAAUAAUGGCUGAAAACAUCUCAAAUUUGAUCAAAGACAUAAAUCUACACAUUAAGAAGCUCAAUGAACUCCAAGCAUGAUAAACUCAAAGAGAGCCACACAAGACACAUUACAACACAACUGUUGAAAGACAAAAAGGAAAUCUUGAAAGCAGCAAGAAAGAAACAAUCACGUGCAAGGGGUGGGGUGGGGUCCCUCCACAAUAAGAUUAACAGCUGAUUUUUUUCAUUAGAAACCAUGGCAACCAGAAGGCCGUAGAGUAACAUAGUUAAAGUGUUGAAAGAUGAGAAUUCCCUGGUAGUCCAGUGGUUAGGACUGUGUGCUUCCACUGCAGGGGGCACAGGUUCAAUCUCCAGUCAGGGAACUAAGAUCCCGCAUGCCAAGCGGUGUGGCCAAAAACAAUAAAAAUAAAGUGUUGAAAGAAAAAGAAUUCUGUAUGUAGUAAACUCUCCUUUAAGGAUGAAGGGAAAUUAAGAUGUUGCCGGAUAAACAAAGUUAAGGCAGUUUGUUAUUAAUAGUCCUGCCUACAAGGAGUGCUAAAGGGAGCCUUUUGGGUUGAAUGAAAGAGCACUAGACUGUAACUCCAAGCCAUUUGAAAAAGUAAAGAACACUAGGUGAGGUAACUAAUAGGUAAUUCUAAAAGCCUGUAUUGUUGCACUUUUGUUUGUACCUUUUUUUUUCUAUAUGACUUAAAACGCAGAUUCAUAAAACAAUAAGUAUAAGUGUGUUAAUGGGAACAGAAUGUAUAAAGACAUAACCUGUGACACCAACCACGUACAGGGGGAGGGAUGGAGAUCAGAGGAGCUGCAUGUUCGUAUACUACUGAAGCUAAUUUGGUAUUAUUCAAACUAGACUGUUACGAGUUUAAGAUGUUCCUUGUAAUCCCAAAGGCAAUCAAUAAGAAAAUAUUUUUUUAGAAAUACACAGGAAAGAAAGGCAUCAAAAUGGUGCACUAUUAAAAAAAGAUCAACCAAAGGAAUUCCCCAGCGGUCCAGUGAUUAGAACGCUGCACUUUCACUGCCAAGGGCCCAGGUGCAGUCCCUGGUCAGGGAACUAAGAUCCCACAAGCUGCGAGGUGUGGCCAAAAACAAAAAUUUUUUUUUAAUUAAAAAAAAAUCAAAUCCUUAAAAAGCAGUAGUGGUGGAAUUGAGGAACAAAAAGUGUAGAAGACAUACAGUUAUACAAACAAAUAGCUAAAUGGAAGAAGAAAAUGCUUAUCAGUAAUUACUGUAAAUGUAAAUGGGUUAAACUCUCCAAUUAAAAGUCAGAGUGAGAAAAUGGAUUUUUAAAAAACCUAUCUACAAAGAUAUGAAAAAGUUGAAAUGAAGGAUGGAAAAGGAUAUUCUGUGAAAAUAGUAAACAAAAGGUAGCUGAACGGCUAUGUUAUUAUCAGACAAAAUAGACUAAGUCAGAAAGGUAACGAGAGAAAGUAUAUAUCGCUUAAAGAUUCAAUCCAUCAAGAAUAUAGAACAAUUGUAAACAUAUACACAUCUCCAAAACACAUGAAGCAAAAAUGGAUGUAAUUGAAGAGAGAAAUAGACGGUUGGAGACUUCAGACCUCACUUCCAAUAAUGACUAGAACAACCAGACGGAAGACCAGUAAGGAAACAGGGCUUGAACAACCCCAGACAUCAGAUGAGACCUAGCUAACGCAUAUAGAAUAUAACAGAGAACACACCUUCUCAAGAACAUGUGGCGUGUUCUCAAGCAUAGACCACGUAUUACACCACAAAACAAGUCUCAGUAAUUUUUAAAAGAUUGAAAUCAUACAAAGCAUCUUUUCCAGUCACAGUGGAAUAAAGCCAGAAAUCUACAGGAGAAGAAAGCUGGAAUACUCAUAAAUAUGUGAAAAUUAAACAACACACUCUUUAACAACCAGUGGGUCAAAGAAGAAGUCACAGGGAUAUUAGAAAAUGCCUUGAGAUGAAAGGAAUCAAAACCAAUGUACCAAAAACUUAUA